ACAUAGUCAUAAAUUAAAACAAGGAAUCCCCAAAAUCUCAAAUACGUACUUUUUCCUUUCACCCUACCCAUUUUUCGAUUACAAGUUCACAACGUCCUCCUCCCUUUAAAUCUUUAAUCUCUGCUCAACUCCCCUCCCUCCUUAAUAACUCAUCUCCUGACUACCAAACUUCAAUGCUGAGAUUAUUAGUUUGAUUCUCUUUAAUAAAUCGGUUCCCUCUAUUCUCUUUCAGUGUGCUCUCUAUAUUACGUGAACAUCGGGCGCGGUUGAAGAUUGGAAGCUUCAACGUGAUAACAGUUCCAGCUUAUACACUCUCGAGGUUUUGAGAAUCAACUAUGUCAACAUUUCCACUAAAACCUUGUCCUACUACGAGACGGAAAAAAGCUAGAGAAUUUCAUAAAAUGCAAACGUUUCCUCCAUGGAGUACUACAACUAUUUGUCCAGAUUACGUAAGUACACGUCGCUUGAUUGAGGUGUUCCAAGUUUGUGUGGAUAAGUUUGAUGACGUGGAGAGACGAGGAGAACUAUAUGGAAAUAUUGAGGUGGUUGAUUUAGAUGGUCCUAUUACCCUGUACCAUCGAGAUAGGGCAAACCCGGAACAUAUACGUGCUAAUUGCAACGUAACUUUAACAAGCCCCCCUUGUGCUAUCCCCUUUACCACUGGCUUUUCUAUUAAUGUUGAUCUCCGACUAUGCGGUGAUUUAGAGGAUAUUGUACUUAGCAAAUGGCAAUUGUCAUGGAAUGUUUACAAACCUGAAAUUGCCAAAAUCGCUAGAGGCCCGUUCUUGAUAGACUUCUCUGAUGACCCUAAGCUGUUAUUAUCUCAAGCGAGUGUCAAAAAUCAAUCAGCUGGAUAUGAGCAACCACUUUCUGCCGUCUUUGAAAGUCCUAAUGGGUGUUGCAUCACCAUGUAUUAUUCCAUAUUCUAUCAUGCUGUACAAGCACAGAUUCAAAUUGAAAUUGUUGAUCUUGGUACCGCGCCUGUUGCUGAAUUCAAUUUUCGGGGGAGUAUAUCUGCCAGAUAUGGUAACUUUUGGUGUGGCAAUGAUUCUGCGAUCAAGGAUUACUGUAAAAUAACACUUUUGAAAUCUGGUGAUUUACAACUAUUGAAAUCUAAGCGUUGCGCAGAACUUCAACUAUCAAGAUCCAUCAUUGCUGUGCCCGCGUAUAGUUCAUUGAUAAUUGAGGCAGACUUGUGGGAUACUUCUGGUUUCAAAAUUGCUAAAGGUAAGGUGGAAUUGGCAGCUUAUAAUGAUGGUUAUAGUGCUGGUUAUAUUAGGGGAGAUGCUAACUUUGGUAUUCGGGUGAUAGUUAGCUGGACGUAUGGAUCCCAGGUUCCCAAAUACUCGUCAUUUUAAUGGUAGAGAUCCAGUGAUGAACGAGUCUGAGGCUGUUGAGCUCCUGGAUUAUACCGCGAUGAUGUGUGUUAACUUGGAAGGGAAAGAGAGACCAACAAUGUCUGAUGUAGUUUCCAAUUUGGAGAGGGCUUUAACUCUUUGUAAAGGAAGCUCUGGUACCUUCUCUCCCCCCAACUUCUAUUCUUUCAGUUGAAACGAAACGCCCUCUCUGCAACAAAUAUUUCCUACGCUUACUUCUCUAGUUUCUACCAAUAUUGGUUGAUUUUGUUUUUGUGUACCUUGUUUUUGUCAUUUUGAUUUAGUGUUUAAUUCCCUUCUUAGUCUAUUAUGCUGUUAGAUGAGUUUGAUUAUGGAAGGGAACAUUUGCCUGAGUGUGAGUUGUUUGUAUACCUAAGUUUUUUCUAAGGAUGCAAAUUAAUGUAAGACAAUCUGUUUAGAUUCUACAAUAUCCGAACUUUCAUGAAUCGAGGUUUCAUCAAUUGUUCAAUUUACUACUCCA
Messenger RNA from Spinacia oleracea (spinach), 1857 nucleotides. RefSeq lists its product as uncharacterized. Lineage: Eukaryota; Viridiplantae; Streptophyta; Magnoliopsida; Caryophyllales; Amaranthaceae. Bases 336 to 1358 code for a protein of 340 amino acids. The record is from RefSeq and is a predicted model, not a curated record. The transcript has 2 exons.